Molecule: messenger RNA, 1124 nt
Organism: Vigna angularis (adzuki bean)
Lineage: Eukaryota; Viridiplantae; Streptophyta; Magnoliopsida; Fabales; Fabaceae
Product: pollen-specific leucine-rich repeat extensin-like protein 3
Exons: 1
Coding region: 28-1041 (337 amino acids)
Biological process (GO): actin filament polymerization
Cellular component (GO): actin filament; cytoplasm
Molecular function (GO): microtubule binding; actin binding
Source: RefSeq, a predicted model, not a curated record
UUGAUUGGUUUCAGUUUGUGAAUCAGCAUGUCCCUUAACUCUUUUCUCUCAGGUUCCAACCCCACCACCAUGCCCAUUCUGAAAGGCUCCUAUUCAAGAGAAACAGUUCACGUAGCACCACCACCCAUUAUCACCAACGUCAAAGCAAGUGACUUGCUCAAACAACAAUUGCUCAGUGUGCCAGCAUUAGCGAAGGUUCUCGGUGGCACUUCAUCACGCAGCACGGCGAGGCCACAACCCGCACCACCGCUCAGGCUUCAUCGUUUUCUCGACGAUUUUCCCUCUGAAACUCCCCAGAAGAGUACUCCGCAGAAGGCAAGAGAAGCAGCGACGGUGACUAACAAGGAUACUGAAACUGAGAAGAAGUACGAUGGUCGAAUCCAUAGCAAUCCGCACAAGAAGAAUGGGCCGUACACGUGCCCAAAGUGUAAGGGCGUGUUUGAUACUUCUCAGCGGUUCGCAUCGCACGCGAGUUCGAUUCACUACAAGUUUGAGUCGAAAGGUGAGAGAAAGAAGAGGUUGACGGCGAGAUACUAUAAGAGAAAUCCCCGUGUUGAAUGGGUAAAUGGUAAACCUACCAUUGUUUGGGGAAAUAACAAGAACAGUGUCGUUGUUCCUCCUCCUCAUCCUCCACCUAGGGUUCUUCCAAAAACUGAGUGUGUUGUUGAGGAGCUUCUUCCUCCUCCUGGAUUUGGAAAACCGAUUCCUCCUCCUCCUGGAUUUGGAAAACCGAUUCCUCCUCUUGGAUUUGGAAAACCGAUUCUUCCUCCUCCUGGAUUUGGAAAACCGAUUCCUCCCCCUCUUGGAUUUGAAAAACCGAUUCUUCCUCCUCCGCCUGGAUUUGGAAAACCCAUUCUUCCUCCUCCUCCUGCAUUUGGAAAACCGAUUCUUCCUCCUCCUCCUGGAUUUGGAAAACCUAUUCCUCCUCCUCCUGGAUUUGAGAAUGUAAAUUAUGGUAUACCUGGGUUUCAUCUUCCUUUUCGAUUUCAUCAGAAAUUAACUGGUGCAGUGUCCAAAUCAAACUGGACAUUCAAUAGAUGAACAAGUCUCUAUCAAUGGUGUAGUUGUUCUCGUGUUCUUCAUCUGGAAAAAUUAAGAAUAUAUUUAUCUUUAAAAAUGAAGUA